Messenger RNA from Paralichthys olivaceus (Japanese flounder), 5604 nucleotides. NCBI's taxonomy places the organism in Eukaryota, Metazoa, Chordata, Actinopteri, Pleuronectiformes, Paralichthyidae. The record is from RefSeq and is a predicted model, not a curated record.
GUCUCUAAAGUGAACGGGCUGACGCGGACGGGCUCCGCACAAGGUGUCGGUGGUGCCAGAAAGAGCCGCGACUUCCGGCUGCCGUCCAAAACUGUGAAGAAGUACACAGCCACCGUGUCCAAGGGCCACGUCACUUACACCAAAGCCAAACAGAAAGAACUGGGCAAGAAAACCAAACUCAGCAGCAGCAACAAACACAACAGCGCCGCCUCGGCACCGUCGUCAGCGAACAAUCACAAUCAGCACAGCCAGUCAGCAGCCAGCAACGGGCUGGCCAACUCAGGAAAAGCAGCGGCACCAGCCCACCACAGCAAUGCAAAAACCCGCAAACAGGUGCUACUAUCCAAUGGGCUGCACAGCGUUGCCACCGGCGUCCGCCUCAACGGGAGGCUUAACGGGCUGCGGCACAACACCCCGGCCAAGGAGGACGGGCAGAGACAGUGCCAGCAGAGCCACGGGGAGUACACAGGUCGAGAGGGACUGCGUAACUCCAAGCGGCGUCUUGAGGUUGUGCUCAGCUCAGCGGGGACAGGUGUUGUAGAGCAGAAAGCCAAAACCACUGGCACUGAGGCCAAGAAGGCCAAACUUCAGUCGGCUCCUCUGGAGACGCGCAGCAGCAGCAAGAAGGUGGCCAAUCAUGAGAAAUUCGCCACACAUGCUACCACCCCUACCACUCCAGUUUCUAAUGGACAUGAAUCAGAAAUGCCCCCUUCUCCCAAACAAGCUCCACCUGUUACCCCUCCUCCGACUCCCCCUCCUUCAUCUACACCAGCAGCCAAUACGGAGCCGGUGAACCAGCGACCCAAGCGGGCAUCGGCUGGCAAGCUGAUGUUGAUACGACAAGCACAGCAGCAGCAGAGCAGGUUUUACAGUCGCAACUCCUCCUCCUCGUCCCCCUCAGCCGGCCAGAAUCAACCACAGAACCCCAGUCGUUCCAGCACUACCUCAGACCCCCAGCAAACCUCUGUGUCCGCCUCCUCCACCACCACUUCUCUGCUUGCAACCACCAACAGCCCCGGACAGCUCAAACCAGCAGCGAUGCGGCCCGCUGAGCGCGACAAAGAGUGGGAAUGCGAGAAAGAGAUGGCGCGCCAGAAAGAACACGAGCAGGAGAAAGAAUGGGAGCGCCAGAGGAGCAGGCCAGAGGGCUGGGCGGCGCUCGGCGAAGUUCCCGUCUUCCGGCCAGCCCCGAGGGAGUUCCAGGACCCCUUGGUGUACUUGGACGCGGUGAGGGAACAGGCCGAGGCAUCUGGCAUGUGCCGCGUGGUGCCGCCCACAGACUGGCGGCCCGAGUGCAAGCUCAGCGAGGAGAUGCGUUUUGUUACACAGGUGCAGAGGGUCCACAUGCUGGGCCGGCGCUGGGGCCCCAACGUGCAGCGUCUGGCCUGCAUCCGCAAGCACCUCAAAUCUCAGGGCAUUACCAUGGACGAGCCACCGGUCAUUGGUGGCUGUGAAGUGGACCUGUCACGUUUUUUCCAGCUCAUCAACGACAUGGGCGGCAUGCAGCAGGUGAUGGACCUGAAGAAGUGGACCAAGCUGGCCGACCUCCUGCGCAUCCCUAAGUCAGCGCAGGACCGGCUCGCCAAGCUGCAGGAGGCGUACCUCCAGUACAUCCUCUCCUAUGACUCGCUCAGCGCUGACGAGCGCCUCGGACUGCAGGCCGAGGUGCUGCAGGAGAAAAAGAAGCUGGAGGGACGCCGGGGGCCUCUAGAGGGUCUUUUGGACUCCUCGGCACCUAGUGCCCUGGUCUUGCCACGCUACGAGCCCAAGAACGGGCUAGCAGGUGGGAUAGUGGGAGGGCCCACGGGGAACCAGCGCACCAAUGGAGUGUAUCACCAUCUGAAGGAGCUGGAGGCUCAGGUCAAAGCGGGCCGGCGCCGGCUCUUCGCUCAGGAAAAACAAGGCAAAGAGGACAAGCAGCAUGGAGAGGAGCAGGAGGAGGAGGACAGGGGCGUUCUCAAUGACCAGCACAAAUGUAUUUACAAGGGGAAAUCUGUGUCUUUGACGAACUUCUUCAGGAUAGCCCGGAACACCAUGACCAUGUGCUUUAACAAGGAACCGGGCGCUGCUGAGGUUGAGCAAGAGUACUGGAGUAUUGUGGAGCAUAGAGACAGCCACGUGGCAGUGCAUUGUGGGAAGGUGGACACCAGUACACACGGAAGUGGUUUCCCCACAGGAAAGUCAGAGCCAUUUUCAAAACAUGGAUGGAACCUCACUGUCCUCCCCAAUAACUCUGGAUCCAUUCUGAGGCAUCUGGGAGCUGUGCCUGGGGUGACUAUUCCCUGGCUAAACAUUGGCAUGGUAUUUUCUACCUCAUGCUGGUCUCGAGACCAAAAUCGCCUUCCAUAUAUCGAUUAUUUACACACUGGUGCUGAUUGCAUUUGGUAUUCUGUCCCUGCUGAGGAGAAGGCUAAGCUGGACAAGGUGGUCCAUACACUGCUUCAGGCCAAUGGUACCCCAGGACUAGAGAUGUUGGAAAAGAACAUCAUGAUCUCUCCAGAGGUGCUGUGCCGUGAAGGUAUCAAGGUUCACCGUACGGUCCAGCGGAGCGGCCAGUUUGUGGUCUGCUUCCCCGGUGCCUUCGUCUCUAAGGUGUGCUGUGGCUACAGCGUGUCGGAGACCGUACACUUUGCCACGCCGCACUGGAUGAACCUGGGUUACCAGGCUUCAAAGGACCUGAAAUGUCGUCGCAUAGCCAAACCCUUCUCCAUGGAGAAGCUACUGUACCAGAUCGCCACGGCCGAGUCGAAGAGGGACAACGGCCUUCUCCUCACCACCAUCUCCUCCCUACUCAAAGAUCUCAGGAACAUAGAGAUGCAUCAACGGCAGGAACUUUACAAGGCAGGUUUGCUCUCCUCCGCUCGCUACGGCACGCACGACGGCAGCCUCGGGCCUGGCGAGGGACGCAAGAAGCCCCGCGGGAAGUGGCUGGCACUGGAAUCUUCAGAGAGACGCUGCCAGAUCUGUCAGCAUCUCUGCUACUUGUCCAUGGUGGUUCAGGAGACGGAGAACGUGGUGUUCUGUCUGGAGUGUGCGCUGCGCUAUGUGGAGAAGCACAAGUCCUGCAGAGGCCUUAAGAUGAUGUACCGAUACGAUGAGGAGCAAAUCAACAGUUUGGUGAACCAGGUGUGCGGCCGGGCCCUGUUAAAAAACAGCAGAGGCGUCGGUGGGGGGGUCGUGGUCAGCGGAGUAGGAGGGGACCCCUGUCUCGGCUUGAGCCCCGCCAAAGCAUCGCCGGCCAAGCGUGGCCCCAGGAAGCGCGCCACUGUGGAGGUCUCCCUGUCUCGUCUGUCCUCCAGCCACAUACCCAAGGCUGCAGCCGUGUCCUGAGGCGGGCGCCUACGACAUGGCCGCCCCGUGCGCUGUGUCCACGCCCUGCCCCUUUACACCCUUUUUUUUAAAACCUAAAGCAGGAUCACUAUCAAUCCCUCCUCCACCGCUCCGAUAUUUAAAUCGAUUGUUUUUGAGCUUUGGAAAUCCCCUCAUCCCAAAAAAAAAUUCACCUCCCCCCUUAGUACGACAGGCUUGUUUAUAUAAAAGAAAAGAGAGAAAAGAAAAAAAAGAAUAACAAGUUGUCUUUUUUGCACUAGUGUGAAAGAAGAAUUUGUUUUUAUUCUGGAUGAUUUUAUCCCCCCUCCCCCGCCCCGCCUGAACUCGUCCUCAGCUGCAUCACGAGCAUUAAGUUCACAAGAAGACUCGAUGCGUCCCCUCACCCUCCCUUCACCUUUUUCCUGCAUCCCCUCUUUUCCUCCGGAGACGGAACCCUCCGGAGGCCCCAUCCCUUCUCAUCGCGCAUCACUCGACUGUGAACGUGGGACGAAUGAUAAGGUGGCCUUUUUUUUUUUCCCUCCCUGGUUUUUUCUGAUAUGAAAAUGAUAUCAAGUAGUUGCCCAAAGUUUCUCUCUGUCCUCGCUCUGAGGAAGAAGAGUCCUUUCUUCAUUGAUUUUAGUCGUGAUGCAGCUCCUGCAUUGUGUGUUUUUGUUUUUAAAGGGGUGUUGGUGACGCGAGGUCAAAACUUGAAAGACGAUGAUGUUGGUUUAUUGUUGGUCGGCUUUUGUUUUUUCCAGUUCUAUUUUGAAUUUUAGCUUUGUUUUCUCUAGUUUUUUUUGCGAGAAGUCUUCUGUGUUUUGUUUUUUUUUUUGUCGUCAUUGUGGAUGUUUCUCUUCGUUGGUGGACGUUAGAGAGGGGGGGGGCAGAGCUACAGCUGCUUUGACCUGUGAAGGGUCACCACUCACCUCACUUCCUGGUCGCAUGGAGGGAUCCCUCCUUCGCUAGCGAGUGAAAACCGUGCCUGAUACUUAGCGAGGAGAUCCAUUUUUAUUGGUGCUGUUGGUUAUCAUUACUGUAUAACAACACAAAAAUUUAAAAUCUGGGGGUCGGCGACGCCUGCUGUCGGCAAACGGCUCGCUCACGCACCCCCGCCCCACAGGGCAGGAAAGCUUUUCAGGCUUUUCUGGUUCUAGAUGUGCAAUCGUGUUAACAUUCCAUUCUUCCAGUCCUCUUGUUUCAUCUGUACCAGUAAACAUUAAUUAUUAUAUUAUAUUAUUAUUAUUAUUGUGUUCUUUUUUUUCUACUUUUGUUGAAUCUGAUGUGUUAUCUCAAGUAGAGCCACUAGUCAACGAGUGUUAAAUGUGAAAUAUCGAAUCCAAGUUUUUUUUUUUUCUUUAAUUGUCUUUUUUGGGGUUUUUUUGGCUUUUGAAUUUGUUCCCUUUUCCAGAUAUAUUCUGAGUGAUUUUUUCUUUUUUUAGAGAGAUAAGAGAAAGUCCAACACAAACAAAACAUCAACUUUUUUUGUACAUAAUCCUGUAAAUUUCUUUAAAUACUUGAGCCUUUUUCUGGGGUUAAGGAAGAAAGAAAAGAAGGAAGGAAGGAAUAAAAGAGGAGACAAAGUUCCAGAGGAGUGCGCUCGAUGAAGAAAAAGCCUUACAUUUUCCCUUUCUUCAUCCGUGUGAGUUUGAUGCUUACAGGGUUGCUCUGGUAAACGUGUAUAAAAUUUUUAAGUGCUGCUUAUAUCACUAAGAAAGAAGAUAUUGAGUAGCCGACGACUGCCCCCCCAACCUAGUUUUGUUUGUUUAGCUUUACUUUUUUAAAGAAAAGGGAAAAAAAGAUAUGUUCACUAAAAAAAAAAUGGGUUUUUACAUUUUCAUUACUGAAAAUUCAACAAAAAUGUAGUAGCUACUCAUGUUGCACUGAGCUUGCCAGUGGUGACUGUCAAGGAAAAAUCCUAUAAUCCAGUUUGUUGGUUGUCGUUCCCUCGCAGAAGACUGAACUGUUUUAGGACUAUUUAAUGAAAUACCAAGUCGGGUGUUUUCAACAUAAAAAAGUGGUUGUCAAGUUUUUAUGGCCUUACAAUAUAUUUUAUUCUGGGAUUUUCUUUUUUUUUGUUUGUUUCUCAGUUUUUAUUGAUUUUUUUGGUUUCUUCCAUUUUCUACAGUAUAAAAUACUUGCUCACAGUGGGGUCUCUGGUGACUUAAUUUAUUAGUGCCGCAUCUCGGCCUUUCCCUCCACUCGGAAAGAGAGUCUCAUGUUGGUUAUAUUGACAGUUUUUUACUUUUGCAGUUUGUACUUAAGGUUUAAUAAAAACUUACAGACAAUUCACUGUCA